GCUUCCCUACUGGGACAGAGUCUCGGUCACAAACAACUACUACCACCCCACCCCGCCCUCCUUCCCUUGCUGCUGUGAGCUCAGAGCAGCAGCACAAAGUGCCUGGGACAAGGACGGAGGCCUGGGAGCAGCUAUGGGCUAUGGGGGAGUGGGACUUCUUGGGACCAAGUGGCCCCUGUCUCUUCUGCUUCUGCUCAUUAUGGGAGGCAUGGCUCAGGACUCUCCACCCCAGAUCCUAGUUCACCCCCAGGACCAGCUGCUCCAGGGUCCAGAGCCUGCCAAGAUGAGCUGCAGAGCAUCUGGCCAGCCACCUCCCACCAUCCACUGGUUGCUAAAUGGGCAGCCCUUGAGUAUGGUGCCCCCAGACCUACACCAACUUCUACCUGAUGGAACCCUCCUGCUGCGGUGGCCCUUUGCCCAGGGACAGGCCCACAAUGACCAGGCCCUGUCUGCGGUCCUGGGCAUCUACACAUGUGAAGCCAGAAACCAGCUGGGGACAGCAGUCAGCCGAGGUGCAAGGCUGUCUGUGGCAGUCCUCCAAGAGGAUUUCCAGAUCCAGCCUCAAGAUACAGUGGCCACAGUGGGUGAGCAGGUGAUUCUGGAGUGUGGGCCACCCUGGGGCUAUCCACAGCCUGCAGUCUCAUGGUGGAAAGAUGGGAAACCUCUGGCUCUCCAGCCAGGACGACACACGGUAUCCAGGGGUUCCCUGCUGUUGGCAAGAGCAGAGAAGAGCGACGUAGGGACCUAUAUGUGUGUGGCCAUCAAUAACGCAGGACAACGAGAGAGUCGGGUAGCUAAGCUGUCUGUCCAGGAGUCCAAGGACCACAAGGAGCCUCUGGAGCUUCUGGCUGUGCGCAUUCAGCUGGAAAAUGUGACCCUGCUGAACCCAAAACCCAUGAAAGGACAUAAGCCUGGGCCAACUGUGUGGCUUAGCUGGAAGGUGAGUGGCCCUGCUGCACCUGCUCAGUCCUACACGGUCUUAUUCAGGGCCCAGAGGACUCCAGGAGGCCAGGGAGCUCCAUGGGCAGAGGUGUUGUUGGCUGGCUGGCAGAGCACAGAGCUCGAGGGCCUCCGCUGGGGCCAAGACUACGAGUUCAAAGUGAGACCAUCCUCUGGUCGGGCUCAAGGCCCUGACAGCAACGUGCUGCUCCUGCGGCUGCCAGAACAAGUGCCCAGUGCACCACCCCAAGAAGUGACCCUAAAACCUGGCAACAGCAGUGUCCUUGUGAACUGGGCUCCACCACCUAUUGAAAACCACAAUGGCAACAUCCGUGGCUACCAGGUCUGGAGUAUGGGCAACACCUCAUUGCCCCCAGCCAACUGGACUGUAGUAGGCAAGCAGACCCAGCUGGAGAUUGCCACCCGAAUGCCAGGAUCCUACUGCGUGCAAGUGGCUGCUGUCACUGGGGCUGGGGCUGGGGAACCCAGUAGCCCUGUUUGCCUCCUAUUAGAGCAGGCCAUGGAGCAAUCAGCCCGAGAACCCAGUGAGCAAGGCCCCUGGACAUUGGAGUGGCUGAGAGCCACCUUGAGACGGCCAGAGGUCAUCGCCAGUGGGGCUGUAUUGCUCUGGCUGCUGCUGCUGGGUACUGCUGUGUGUAUCUAUCGCCGGCGCCAAGCAGGGGUGCACCUGGGCCCAGGUCUGUACAGAUAUACCAGUGAAGAUGCCAUCCUAAAACACAGGAUGGACCACAGUGACUCCCCUUGGCUGGCAGACACCUGGCGUUCCACCUCUGGCUCUCGGGACCUGAGCAGCAGCAGCAGCCUCAGCAGUCGGCUGGGAGUGGACCCCCGGGACCCACUAGACUGCAGGCGCUCCCUUAUCUCCUGGGACCCCCGGAGCCCUGGUGUGCCCCUGCUUCCAGACACUAGCACUUUUUAUGGCUCCCUCAUCGCAGAGCUGCCCUCAAGCCCCCCAGCCCGGCCAAGCCCCCAGGCUCCAGCUGCUAGGCGUCUUCCACCCCAGCUGGCUGGAAAUUCGAGCCCCUGGCCCAGCUCAGACAGCCUCUGCAGCUGCAGGGGACUCUCUUCUCCACGCUUGUCUCUGGCCCCUGCAGAAGCUUUGAAGGCCAAAAAGAAGCAAGAGCUGCACCAAGCCAACAGCUCCCCACUGCUCCGGGGCAGCCACCCCAUGGAACUCUGGGCCCGGGAGUUGGGAAAUAGAGCCUCCAAGAACCUUUCUGCAAGCCCAGGAGCUGUGCCCCGAGCUCUGGUUGCCUGGCGGGCCCUGGCACCUCAGCUCCUCCGCAACUCAAACGAGCUGGCCACUCGCCCUCUCCCUUCAGUACCAAACUCUGCUCGUGGAACCCCCACUCAGAGCCUACAGACCCAGCACUUUGUGGAGCCCCAAACUCCCUCCUCCAACCCACUGCCAGAAUCCCCACUCCCCAUCCUUAGCCCCUCCAGGCCUGCCAGCCCCCAGGCCUCUUCCCUAUCUGGUCCCAGCCCAGCUUCUAGCCGCCUAUCCAGUUCUUCAUUGUCAUCCAUGGAAGAGGAUCAGGACAGUGUGCUGACCCCGGAGGAGGUAGCCCUGUGCCUGGAACUCAGUGAGGGCGAGGAGACACCCACGAAUAGCAUCUCUCCAAUACCAAGGGCUCCUUCACCUCCCACGACCUAUGGCUACAUCAGCAUCCCAACAGCCUCCGGACUAGCGGACAUGGGCAGGGCUGGAGGAGGGGUGGGGUCUGAGGUGGGGGGCUUAUUGUGCCCACCUCGGCCCUGCCCCACCCCCACCCCCAGUGAGGGCUCCCUGGUCAAUGGCUGGGGCUCAGCCUCUGAGGACAAUGUCCCCAGUGCCAGAGCCAGCCUGGUCAGCUCCUCGGAUGGUUCCUUCCUUGCUGAUGCCCACUUUGCCCAUGCCCUGGCAGUGGCUGUGGACAGCUUUGGUUUUGGUCUGGAGCCCAGGGAGGCAGACUUCGUCUUCACUGAUGCCUCCUCACCUCCCUCCCCACGGGAUGACCUCUUCUUGACCCCCAGUCUCUCCCUGCCCCUGUGGGAGUGGAGGCCAGACUGGUUGGAGGAUGCUGAGAUCAACCACACUCAGCAGCUGGGAAGGGGGCUUCCCCCCUGGCCUCCUGACUCUGGGGUCUCUUACCAAAGAAGUCGGCUCAGUGGUGUUGUGCCCAAGGCUGGUGCCAUUCCCACUAUCAUGGCCUUUGACCUAAGGAGCAGCCCUGCCUCCUGCUUUCCUCACUCAUGCAAAUCAAGAGAAAGGCAGGGAGCCAGAGAUGCCUUUGUGGAGGACAGCAGCUAUGGGACUGGGCCUUGGAGGAAAGCACUUCUUAGUGCCCACCCCCAUCUCGGCCCUACCUGGGCCCCUCCCCUAGAAGCCAGCUCAACACUCUCCCCAUGUAAGGAAAAUAAAGAGCAAAGCGACAGAGGCAGUGGGCCUUAACUAGUGUUAAGGCCAAGGGGUCAAGGCUGGGUCUCUGGAGAAGGCUAAAGGACGAAGGGAAGUCUGAGAACAUGGGACAAAAGCACCCUCCUCAUCUUUUUGUCAUUUUGAGUGUAAGGAACUUGACACUAUAAAACUGUAAAGACUUGAGUUCUGUGAGAUUAUUCCUUGGGGUACUAUUUUGGUGAGGACACCUGGAGAAGGGGCAAGAGUUACCUGGGUUGGGGAGGAAAUCAGUCAUUCCUUGACACUCAGAGAGUGUCCUCAUUUCUGUUCUGCAAUUGAAGGGAGAAUGAAGAGCACUUACCAGAUUUUAAGCAGAAUCUAAGAAAUAGAGGGGAGGGGCAGUUUUGGGGUCUGCUGAUCCUCAAAACUUAUCCCAACGAGACAGCUCUUGCUUUCUGCAGUCCCAGCCCUGCUCCUGAGACCAGUCUCAGAUGGUUUCUCAAAAAUAGACAAAGUAGCUAAAUUUCACAAAAGGUACAAUCACCUGAGAUGGUUGGCUAAUGAGCACUCUUCAGACAAAACAAUAGAAUGGAGAGAUGGAUGAGGGUACAGACUUCCAGGGCCAAAAUCGCUGAAAGCCACUGCCUCUUCCACACAGGACAGGAAAGAAAGGUCAGGGGCAGAAUUCACAAGUUGGGGGAGCAUGACAAGGGACACCGGAGGAUACCUUUUGUUGGGGGGAUUUGGAAGAAGGCCCUAUAAGUGGAUGCUAGUCCCCAAACCCAGCAACUCUACCUGGAGACCACUCUGAGGUCAGAAGUGGAGUGUGUGUGACAGGGGCACUGGGUGCUUCCUGCGUUGUGCUUAGUCUGAGCUGGAUUGUCAUGAUCUUGGGAGGAGGAAUCAGCGUUCCGGAUAUGCAUCCGUUCUAUUUGUUUUUCCUUUUUUGGAUUUUGUUUUUCUUUUAGCUUCCUGGUAAAAUUCCUUUUAAAAAUAUUCCAACCCUGUUUGCCAGCAUGAAGGGGAAAGAGGGAUUCGCACAUAUUUAUGUCAAAGGGAAGGGCAAGGUCAGUGCUGGUGCUUGAAGGGCAGUGGCCAUAUCUAAGAAUCGAGGGCAGUCAUGGAGCCAAGG
Castor canadensis (American beaver) is the source of this 4469-nucleotide messenger RNA. It is a transcript of the gene Robo4, whose product is annotated as roundabout guidance receptor 4. Lineage: Eukaryota; Metazoa; Chordata; Mammalia; Rodentia; Castoridae. Gene Ontology annotation, molecular function: protein binding. Gene Ontology annotation, biological process: cell-cell adhesion. The record is from RefSeq and is a predicted model, not a curated record.